This is a messenger RNA of Sphaeroforma arctica JP610, 207 nucleotides long. RefSeq lists its product as hypothetical. The coding region runs from base 1 to 207 and encodes 68 amino acids. Gene Ontology annotation, cellular component: cytoplasm. Gene Ontology annotation, biological process: protein phosphorylation; intracellular signal transduction. The transcript is spliced from 2 exons. Lineage: Eukaryota; Ichthyosporea; Ichthyophonida. Gene Ontology annotation, molecular function: ATP binding; protein serine/threonine kinase activity. The record is from RefSeq and is a predicted model, not a curated record.
AUGCCCCUACUCAAUGUAGCAGAAACGCCUAAUGACCUGUUUCUCAUACUGGAGUAUGCGCCGGGGGGUGAUCUAUACGAUUACGUGGAGAAAGAAGGGGCUGUACCGGAGAAGAAAGCCAAGAAACUCUUCUGUCAGAUACUGUCAGCGGUCCUCUACUGCCACCAGCUGAAUGUGGCACACAGAGACAUAAAGCCAGGUAGGUAA